Messenger RNA from Umbelopsis ramanniana AG, 1551 nucleotides. RefSeq lists its product as uncharacterized. Gene Ontology annotation, cellular component: cytoplasm. Bases 1 to 1161 code for a protein of 386 amino acids. The transcript is spliced from 4 exons. NCBI's taxonomy places the organism in Eukaryota, Fungi, Mucoromycota, Umbelopsidomycetes, Umbelopsidales, Umbelopsidaceae. The record is from RefSeq and is a predicted model, not a curated record. Gene Ontology annotation, molecular function: oxidoreductase activity.
AUGUGUUCCCGACGCCUUCAGGUCACUUACAUUAUGAACAUUCCGCAGCAUGUCGUCGUUAUCGGAGCUGGAGCAGUAGGCGCUUCUGUAGCCUAUUUUCUAUCAAAGAAGAAACCCGAUCUGAAAAUCUCCGUUGUGGAAAAAACCGGAAUUGCGCAAGCAGCUUCAGGAAAGAGUGGAGGCUUCCUGGCUUUAGACUGGUGUGACUCGUCAGAUCUAGGUCCAAUAGCAAGGAAAUCUUUUCAGCUUCACGAACAGCUUGCUAAGGAGCUGGAUGGUGCAUCCUAUGGCUACCGGAGAGUAGACGCCUUUGAUGUGACAUUUGCAACACCAGAAACAGGAAAAGGUUUACCGAACGUUGCAUGGAUCAAUGACAAGAGCGUAUCAUACUUUGAUGUUAUUGGAACUACAAAUACAUGUGCUCAGGUACACCCAUUCAAGUUUACCAACGCCAUGAUCGACGAUGCUAAGAAGCGAGGUGUUAAAGUCUUAUGUGGCCAAGGUGUAAAAGAAUUGAUAUUGGACGACACUAGUGGACAGUCAAAGGGAGUAGUGCUGGAAGACGAUAGCAUCAUCGAAGCUGAUGUGGUGGUUGUGUGUAUGGGACCGUGGAGUGGCCAGUUACCUAUUCAAACUACUGGAACGCACAUUGCACGCCUUCCAAUCUCAGGAGCACGCGCACAUAGCAUUGUGAUGAAACCUCGUUUUGAGAUACCCCCACAAGCUAUUUUCACUCAUACUUUACUAGGUGGAAAGCACUAUCAUCCAGAGAUAUAUCCACGACCAGAUUCAACUGUCUAUGUGUGUGGCGGUCCUGACGAUGAACCGCUUCCACCAUCUGCUGCAGAAGUGAAGGUCAACGUAACUUCCAUUGAUACCAUUCUACAACUUUCUUCUAUGGCUUCGCCGUCACUAUUAGAUGGAGCUGAGAUCCUUACCAGGCAAGCAUGCUACCUUCCUAACUCCAGCGAUGGUCUUCCCUUGAUCGGCGAAUAUCCCGGCAUUCCAGGCCUCUAUGUGGGCACAGGACACUCAUGCUGGGGUAUACUCAAUUCACCAGCAACCGGUCUAAUGCUAUCAGAGCUUAUAUUGGAUAAGCAAAUAAAGUGCGUUCCUGAAGCAGCGGUGGAAGUGGUCAGCCUCAAGUACAGAUGUUGUUGACUGGCUAUAAUGUAUCUGGAAAUGAUCAUAAUAUACAUGCCCCUUGUAAUACUACUGCCUUUCAGAUUUCCUAGAAUCAAAUGUGCCCCUUUAUUGUUAAACAUACGCAUUAUCAGUGUGCUAAUGAUUUUCAUUUCAGCUAUCAGCCACAUGCAUCAUUAUCUUUUUUGAAAUGAAUAUUAAGCAAUUGAUACGACUAUUAUGAUCCCGUAAUUGCUGAUAUCGAUGACAAAAUUUAGUGCCGUAGAGCUUGUUGAUGCUAUACAUCUGUUUUACUUCACCCUGUCAGAAUUCUACAUUUUGAUACGAAGCCUAACCUUUCGUGUCUUCGCUAAAUAAAGGCUCCUUGUCAUUAUCAAGGUGCCGACGUACUAGAGAUUUGCCAUUGAU